This is a messenger RNA of Anguilla anguilla (European eel), 2513 nucleotides long. It is a transcript of the gene ovol1a, whose product is annotated as ovo-like zinc finger 1a. The coding region runs from base 480 to 1397 and encodes 305 amino acids. Gene Ontology annotation, biological process: epidermal cell differentiation; regulation of transcription by RNA polymerase II. Gene Ontology annotation, cellular component: nucleus. NCBI's taxonomy places the organism in Eukaryota, Metazoa, Chordata, Actinopteri, Anguilliformes, Anguillidae. Gene Ontology annotation, molecular function: DNA-binding transcription factor activity, RNA polymerase II-specific; RNA polymerase II cis-regulatory region sequence-specific DNA binding. The transcript has 4 exons. The record is from RefSeq and is a predicted model, not a curated record.
UUGAAUGAGCCGUGUUGUGCGGUGCGUGUGGCUCUAUAUUUAACUGGCGGAUUUCGUUUGUUCCGUUACUACCAAAACAUACCUGUCAGGAUCCACCGGUCUACUGGAGCACAGGCUACGUAUCUCACCUUGGUGAAGACACUCCCGUUUAUCGAAGCGGAAAGGAGCAAAGGAAGAAAGAGCACGCUUAAGAAAGGGUAUAAAUAUUGGGCUAAAAGAACUGAGGAAAACUGUAGCCUUGAAGUUUGUAGAGGGAGAAAAAAGAGGGAGGAGCACAUAAAACAAACAUAGACCGUAUCGGUUCUGUUCUUUUGGUUGAGUAAGCGUUGUUUUCACAGUUUGAAGCGAAGAAGUGUAUUUAAAAUAAUCGUUACAUGUAUUGUUAGUCGGAACUAACUCCCUUAAUUUACCAAUUAAGAGUUCGGGGAAAGAGCGGAAACCUAGGGGAAAAUAGCGGAGGGAGUUAGGAGAAAUUAACCAUGCCCCGAGCCUUCCUGGUGAAAAAGGCGAGUGUUUCGCCCGGCAAGCGGAAUUGGAGCGAGGUCCGAGAUCAUGAACGUGGAGAUAUUUACAUACCAGUCUCUAUAGUGCGCCCUCACCUCACCGAGGAGUCUGAAGCCAGCCCCGCAGAGUCCGCCCACUUCCUCUCCCCGCGCCAUGACCAGGGCAAACAGACGCGCGUCCCCGAGCGCGCUCCCCACGCGCGCACACACACGGCGGAGCUGCCCUCCAGCACCGCGCAGGGCCAGGAGCGCAGCAGCCCCACGCCGGGGCAACUGGACGAGGCAGCAGAGAGCACUUACGUCCGCUCCAAGAUCAAGGUGACGUCAGGUGAGCUUCCAGGUGCCGUGUCGGCCUCCUCCAGCCCAGCGGCUCUGGAAGCGCCCGCGUUCUCGUGUCAGGUGUGUCAGAAGACCUUCCAGUUCCAGCGCAUGUUGAACCGCCACCUCAAGUGUCACAACGAGACCAAGAGGCACCCGUGCAAUUUCUGCGGCAAGGGCUUCAACGACACCUUCGACCUCAAGAGGCACGUGCGAACUCACACAGGCGUGCGGCCCUACAAGUGCAGCCUGUGCGACAAGGCCUUCACGCAGCGCUGCUCGCUGGAGUCGCACAUGAAGAAGAUCCACGGCGUCACGCAGCAGUACGCGUACAAGGAGCGGCGCAGCAAGCUGUACGUGUGCGAGGAGUGCGGGCACACGGCGCCCACGCAGGAGGCGCUGGUGCUCCACCUGCACACCCAGCACCCGCACAGCGUCCUGCUCCGGGGCAAGGCCCGCAAGCUGGCGGGCGGGGCCGCCCUGGCCGGCGCCGACCGCGAGUCGCUCUCCUCCGGCUCCCCGCUGUCCCAGCACUGCCCCGACAGCGACGACACGGCCGGCUCGGCGGGGAGAUGAGGGCGCGGGAGCGAGGGGUGGAGGGGAUGAAGAGGGUGAAUAUAAAGGGAGGGAGAAAACCGUAAUGACAUUUUUCCGAUGAAACGUGUGCUCUGAAGGAAAGGAGAGAAAGGACGAUGGAGAGUCCGAGAGGAAUGGAAGGAGGACCCGGCAAAGACGGACCUUUUUUUGUACUUGAUUUGACACUGAAGUUUACAAUUCAGACUCCCGUGAAUUUAAAAUGAUAGAAACACUGCAUAUUCCAGUGUGAGAUGGUGUAUCUGAAAUGGUGGCCUGCAUGGUGGCUGAUGGUAAAGAAUAAAUCAUUUCUGCAUGGGAGCAGGUGACAUUUUGCUGGAUUGCUUUCUUUGUUGCAGUUAGGGAGAAAGAUUUUUACAGGACCAUGCAGGUGAAUUAAUCCAAUUUAUCAAUACUGUGGUACUUUUUUCCUCAAAGGAGUUACAGUACUGUGAGUGUGGCUAUGCAUGUAACUGAAAUGUGAUUAUGUUUUGGCAGUCAUGUACAGAAAAAUGAAAUGGGGGACUAUGAAUAAAUUAAAUGUUUUCUGGAGAUUAUAACUUCUUACUGGAUUGUAGAUAUACACACAUAUCGGUAUAGAGAUUAAUAUUUAUCAGGGUGUGUCAUUUGUACUGUUAACCCAGAAGGGAAUUUGUUUUUUUUAAUAUAUAUAUAUUUUAUACACAAACAAAAUGGUGCCUUCUUUGUAAAUAGCGUAAUGGUGUGUUAAGUGUGGGUUUUUAAAAAAAAAAGUCGUAGCAAUGUAUGUGUGAUGACAAAGCAAUACAGGACUAUCUUUUGCAUUUGAAUGUAUUUCACAAUGACACUUUACUGUGGUACAGAAGCUCUAUAAUGGUGUUGCCAAAGGCUGUAUAGAAUAUAGAACAGUUAAACCUACUCCAAUUCAUCCUUGUAUUUGUACAGCAAUCUAGCACCACUUUUUCAUCUAUUGUAGUGCUACAUUAUGCAAUGCAUUUCAUGGCUGGUUCUCUCAGCGUAUAGCAGUUAAGAUUGUUCUGUGAUGUAAUUAUGUGCUGUAACUAUAUUACACCCUGAGAAAUAAAGGAACAGUGGAGGUCAAUUUUUGUUCUUUAGGGAACAAACAUGCCAAAUGUACCC